Molecule: messenger RNA, 1446 nt
Organism: Neodiprion virginianus
Lineage: Eukaryota; Metazoa; Arthropoda; Insecta; Hymenoptera; Diprionidae
Gene: Rpb11
Product: DNA-directed RNA polymerase II subunit RPB11
Exons: 4
Coding region: 142-495 (117 amino acids)
Biological process (GO): transcription by RNA polymerase II
Cellular component (GO): RNA polymerase II, core complex
Molecular function (GO): protein dimerization activity; DNA binding
Source: RefSeq, a predicted model, not a curated record
CCUUUUUCAACACUUCCAGGUGACUUCGGGCACUUCAAGCAAAAUAACCCCGAAGUUAUCCAAGUGUAUUUAGCGGUGCAUGAUUUUCUCACUUUGAUACCUGGAUAAUAUUCGUUAUUAAAGAAUAUUUUAACUAUUAACAUGAACGCGCCACCGACCUUCGAAUCGUUUCUCUUGUAUGAUGGAGAGAAAAAAAUCAUCAAGGAACAAGAUUCAAAAGUACCCAAUGCAGCAAUAUUCACAGUCAAUAAGGAAGAUCAUACCCUGGGAAACAUGAUUCGAAAUCAAUUGUUAAAGGAUCCUCAAGUUUUGUUUGCUGGAUACAAAUUGCCGCACCCGUUGGAGCAUAAAUUUGUGAUCCGUAUUCAAACAACAUCCGAUUAUACGCCUCAUGAAGCAUUUAUGCAUGCCAUAACUGACCUCAUUGCAGAACUAUCACUGUUUGAAGAACGUUUCAAGGAAGCUAUAAAGGAAAAGAAGGAUGGCUUGGACUAAAUAAAUCUACAGAAUUAUCUUCAUUCCUUUCUUUUUAUAGAAAUAACAUGUAUAUUUUGUUUUGUUACUAUAUUUCGGUAGGCGAAUAAUAAAUGAUAACAAUUUUUGCUAAACGAGUUAAUGUUUCAUCUCAAGCUAAUAUAUAUUGCGACUUUGUAAAUGAAAUGUGCACUAAGAUCUAUUCGACAUUACACCAAAAAGUACAAAUUUGCUAUACUUUUACUAAUUGAUUUUAUAUUUUACACUGAUUCUACGCUUGGGCAUAGUGGCCUUACUAAUUGAAUUUAAUAUUGAACUGGCUCUCCGAGCUUGAUUAAAAUCCGUGUAUAUAGGACACCAUCUCUUAUGCUCCUGUACAAUUUUGGUUGACAGAUUUAUUACAUUGAGUCCACGGUUGAACCAAUUCGUGUGUUGGUUUUUACCUUAUAUGGUCUGCUUUGCGUAUCCCAGCUAACAGCUAACUUGCUUCUAAAGCGUGCCUCACUAGGUUUAUGAUGUUUGAUGUUAAAUGUAUUUUCGCUUGUGGCUCCAUGUAUGUUUAAUAUCAUUUCUGUAAUCGGAAUAUUUUUGUAUUUAGGUAAUUUUAUGAUUAAACAAUUGAAUAAUGUAAAAAUUUUGUGACAAAAGAUGGCACAGGUGUGCACAACUGAACACGUAUUCAGGGUGUAUUAAGUACAGUUAUCUAAGGCAAUGUUCUACGGGGCUGCUUCACCUUAGGAAUUGAUUCUUAAGAUUCAAUUAUUCAAGGUAAAACAAUAUUAACUAAUAAGCGUUUCAUCUACGAUCGAAUAUAUCCCUCAAGACUUAGCAAUGUCACCAGCGCUGUGCACCAUUUCUGAGAACUUAGCGGCAUAGCAUCGUACUGAUGGUGGUAAAGCACAGCUCGAUCUGAAUUACCCCUAGCAAAGUUUGUUAUUGUAUUGCAUUGAAUAUAUUCUACUUGGUUAAACA